Messenger RNA from Capsella rubella, 2665 nucleotides. Its product is annotated as glycerophosphodiester phosphodiesterase GDPDL6. The coding region runs from base 120 to 2453 and encodes 777 amino acids. The transcript is spliced from 8 exons. Gene Ontology annotation, molecular function: glycerophosphodiester phosphodiesterase activity. The record is from RefSeq and is a predicted model, not a curated record. Lineage: Eukaryota; Viridiplantae; Streptophyta; Magnoliopsida; Brassicales; Brassicaceae. Gene Ontology annotation, biological process: lipid metabolic process.
UUAACCUUUUCGUUUUGACCAUCUCCUUCCUCCUCCUCCUUCUCUUCUUUUUCCAAACGAGGAAAACAAGCAGAAGAGAGGAUUCAUGUUCUUGUCUCGUUGAUCACUCAACAACAAAAAUGCUGAGGUUCUUCCUUCUUUUAUCCCUUUUCAUACCCUCCUCUGUUGCCGCAACCAAGGUUACCCCUAAGGCUGUUCCUCCCAAGAAAUGGCUCACCCUUAACGGGAAAGAGCCUGCGGUUGUUGCAAGAGGCGGCUUCUCAGGUCUUUUCCCGGAGUCUAGUGCCCCUGCAAACGACAUGGCUAUUAGCACCAGCUCGCCUGGCCUCACAAUGUUGUGCAACCUUCAGAUGACUAAGGAUGGCGUCGGCCUUUGCUUGUCAGAUAUUAGACUUGACAAUGCAACCACCAUCUCCACGCUAUUCCCCAAAGCCCAGAAGACUUACAAGGUCAACGGUCAGGACCUCAAGGGAUGGUUUGUCCUUGAUUACGAUGCCGACACCAUCUUCUCCAAUGUCUCCCGUAUGUCAUCUCCUCUUUUCUUUCCUUCAAUGCUCACCACCACCACACUUUCUCAUGUUUUGUAUUCUUGUGCAGUCGUCCAGAACAUCUUCUCUCGUCCCAGCAUCUUUGACGGCCAAAUGCCGGUUUCCGCAGUGGAGGACGUCCUCGGAACCAAGCCUCCCAAGUUCUGGUUGAGCGUUCAGUACGAUGCCUUCUACAUGGAACACAAGUUGAGCGCAGCUGAUUACCUGAGAAGCUUGCGAUUCCGCGGCAUUAAUGUUAUCUCAUCUCCGGAGAUCGGUUUCUUAAAGAGCAUAGGGAUGGACGCAGGCAGGGCCAAGACAAAGCUCAUAUUCGAGUUCAAAGACCCCGAGGCAAUUGAGCCCACCACCAACAAGAAGUACAGCGAGCUUCAACAGAACCUCGCAGCAAUCAAGGCCUUUGCUUCAGGCGUUCUUGUCCCCAAAGACUACAUUUGGCCCCUUGACACGGCUAAGUACCUUAAGCCCGCCACCACCUUUGUGGCUGAUGCCCACAAAGCCGGUCUAGAGGUCUAUGCUUCUGGAUUUGCCAAUGACAUGCGCACCAGCUUCAACUACAGCUUUGAUCCCUCCGCUGAGUAUCUACAGUUUGUGGACAAUGGCCAGUUCUCUGUUGAUGGCAUCAUCACCGAUUUCCCGCCAACAGCAUCACAAGCCAUCACUUGCUUAUCUCACCAAAAGGACAAUCUCCCGAAAGCAGGGCAUGCGUUGGUUAUAACUCACAACGGGGCAAGUGGGGACUAUCCAGGCUGCACUGAUAUGGCUUACGAGAAAGCAGUCAAUGAUGGAGCAGACGUGAUCGACUGCUCUGUCCAGAUGUCUAAAGACGGAAUCGCUUUCUGCCAUGAUUCUGCAGACCUCACUGCAAGUACCACCGCCAUGACUACUUUCAUGUCCCGAGCCACCAGCGUUCCUGAGAUCCAGCCUACCAACGGCAUCUUCUCUUUUGAUCUCACCUGGGCUGAGAUUCAGUCCGUGAAGCCACAAAUCGAGAACCCCUUCACUGCCACAGGAUUCCUGAGAAACCCAGCAAACAAGAACGGCGGGAAGUUCACGACUCUCGCUGACUUUCUUGAAUUCAGCAAAGCAAAGGCAGUCACCGGAGUUUUAAUAAACAUUGAGAAUGCUGCUUAUUUAGCCUCAAAGAAAGGCCUAGGAGUCGUAGACGCAGUCAAGUCAGCUCUGACCAAUUCCACACUCGACAAGCAAUCAACCCAGAAGGUUUUGAUUCAGUCAGAUGACAGUUCAGUUUUAUCUAGUUUCGAGGCUGUCCCUCCUUACACUAGAGUCUUGAGUAUCGACAAGGAGAUUGGAGAUGCCCCCAAGCCAUCCCUUGAAGAAAUAAAGAAGCAUGCAGAUGCUGUCAAUCUCAAGAGAACUUCUCUGGUCACCGUCUCCCAAAGUUUUGCCACAGGAAAAACUAACGUUGUAGAGGAAAUGCACAAAUCAAAUAUCUCUGUUUACGUUUCGGUGCUAAGAAACGAGUACAUCUCCAUAGCAUUCGACUACUUCUCUGAUCCUACGGUAGAGCUUGCAACAUUCAUUGCUGGGAGUGGCGUUGAUGGAGUAAUCACAGAGUUCCCUGCCACUGCAACCAGAUACUUAAGGAGUCCAUGUUCAGAUUUAAACAAAGACCAGCCCUAUGCUAUCUUACCUGCAGAAGCCGGCGCUCUACUGGCUGUAGCAGACAAGGAAGCACAACCACCAGCAAGUGCCCCAAACCCGCCUCUUGAUGCCAAAGAUGUGAUUGAUCCGCCUCUGCCUCCGGUUGCAAACAUGGCCUCCUCCAAUGGAACUGGAGAAGGUCCGCCACAUACUCCUCCUCCUUCAGGCACCGUUGCCACUGCUACCAAUCUCAGCAUUUCCUUGCUGGCAGUGAUGGCUUUGGGACUCCUCUGUACUGCCUAAUAAGAUUGAUUACAUGAUAUAACUUCAUAGGUUAUGUAACAUGUUUGCCCUCAGCGUAUUCAAACUGACACGAUUUGAGCUAUCUAUGUUUUACUCAUGUUAACCAAAAUAUGCAGCAAACAGUGAUUUGUUGUUAUAGAUUAAAAGGCUCUAAGAAAUUUUUUUGUUGUCAUAGGAAUGUUUGAUUUCGAUAGAGAUUUUGAAUCUUGAUA